AUGGGGAAGAAACCUUCUUUAAUCGGAUCGUGGGACAUGAAGACCAUGUUCCAUUGUAGCAUAGUCAUGUUCUUCCUAGGAGGUUUAGCAACUUUAAGCUUUUACAGAAACACUAUAUAUCAACAAGCAGUGAGUAGUAGUGGCAAUAACGUUAAGGUGGUUACUCUUACUACAACAACUACAAUUACGACAAGAAAUGUAAAAGAAGAAGAUACGAUUCCAAAAUCAAAUGUGACUACAAAUAUCAAAAAUACACAUCAAGUUCUUUAUCACCAGAGAAGGCUAAAGAUUGCACCACCGUCCUUAACCGAGACUUGUGAUUUGUUCUCUGGUCGAUGGGUGUAUGAUAAUAAGAGUCAUUAUCCUUUGUAUAAGGAAGAUGAAUGCCAUUUUCUACAUGGUGAUUUAGCUUGCCAAACUUAUGGUAGAAAAGAUUCUAAGUAUAUGAAAUGGAGAUGGCAACCCCAUGGCUGUGACUUCCCUAGGUUUGAUGGGAAAGCAAUGGUAGAGAAACUUAAGGGCAAAAGGCUAUUGUUUGUGGGCGAUUCGGUUAACAGAAAUCAAUGGGAUUCCAUGAUGUGCAUGCUCCAUACUUCAAUUCCAGGAGAAAAGAAGCUCGGACAGGGCCUUAACCGAACCUUGUACACCUUUAGAUCCGACGAUUACAACAUCUCAGUUGACUACUACUGGGCACCUAUGCUGGUGGAGUCUAAUGGCGACGAUCCAUCAAACCAUCGACUUGACCACCGAACGAUUCGAGUCAAGUCCAUCGAGAAACAUGCUAAGCAUUGGAUUGAUGCGGAUAUACUUGUCUUUAAUACCUAUCUUUGGUGGAGAUUGCCCACGGUGAAGCUUUUGAAAGGCCCGGGUUCGUUGUUAGGCGGUCCUAAACAAGACUAUGUUGAAGUAAAUAACGUACAUGCUUACAAGCUGGUCCUAGACACAUGGUCCAAAUGGGUUCACCAAAAUAUCGAUUCGGCUAAGACAAAGAUGUAUUUCAUGGGCGCUACAGCAACUCAUUCUAGGGCGACGGAUUGGGGAGGCAAGAACCAAGGAACGUGUUAUAAAGAGAAAGAGCCAGUGAUGAAGGACGGAUUCUGGGAAAGCGGAACAGAUACAAAAAUGCUUAGAAUAUUGGAGUCGUCGUUGGAAAAAUUGAAAGCGAAAGGGACUAACGUGCAGCUGAUAAACAUAACACGACUAACGCAACAGAGAAAAGAUGCACACCCUACUGUCCAUAGAAGACUAUGGCGUCCCUUAACCGAAGAGCAAAAGAAGAACCCGGAACGUUCUUCUGAUUGUACACAUUGGUGUCUCCCCGGAGUUCCCGAUAUCUGGAAUGAACUUCUCCUUGCUUACAUUUUUUCAGAAACAAAAAUUGCCAAGCAGUGA
Messenger RNA from Erigeron canadensis, 1392 nucleotides. RefSeq names its product protein trichome birefringence-like 34. The record is from RefSeq and is a predicted model, not a curated record. The transcript has 5 exons. Lineage: Eukaryota; Viridiplantae; Streptophyta; Magnoliopsida; Asterales; Asteraceae. Gene Ontology annotation, molecular function: O-acetyltransferase activity. Bases 1 to 1392 code for a protein of 463 amino acids. Gene Ontology annotation, cellular component: Golgi apparatus.